Molecule: messenger RNA, 594 nt
Organism: Cervus elaphus (red deer)
Lineage: Eukaryota; Metazoa; Chordata; Mammalia; Artiodactyla; Cervidae
Product: WASH complex subunit 3-like
Exons: 1
Coding region: 1-585 (194 amino acids)
Biological process (GO): actin filament polymerization; exocytosis
Cellular component (GO): WASH complex
Source: RefSeq, a predicted model, not a curated record
AUGGGUGAGGAUGUGCUCCCUCUCAUGGGCUCAGGCAUAGAGCUGACUAAGGUGCCAGCUAUUCAACAGAAAAAAACUAUGGCAUUUCUAAACCAGUUUGUGGUGCACACUGUACAGUUCCUCAACUGCUUUUCUACAGUUUGUGGGGAGAAACUAGCAGACCUUUCUCUUCGUAUCCAGCAGAUUGAAACAACUCUCAAUAUUUUAGAUGCAAAGUUAUCAUCUAUCCCGGGCCUAGAUGAUGUCACAUUUGAAGUAUCUCCUGUAAAUGUCGCUAGGAUCACAAACGGAACACACUCUGAAGCCACUUCAGAGCAAUCACAGCAGAACAGUUUACAAGACUCUGGACCACAGGAAAGUAAAGUAACACCAGAAAGUAUCUUAACUGUAGCCAAGGAUCCAAGAUAUGCCAGAUAUCUCAAAAUGGUUCAAGUGGGUGUUCCAGUGGUGGCAAUAAGAAACAAAAUGAUAUCGGAAGGACUAGACCCAGAUCUUCUUGAGAGGCCAGAUGCUCCAGUGCCUGAUGGUGAAGGUGAAAAAAACACAGAAGAAAGUUCAGAUAACAAAUCUUCUUUUAGUGACUAAGCUUCAUUU